AUGGCGCCAAAGGCGACAGGCGGUGCAGGACAGAAGACCGCCCAGGACUAUGUGACAGGACUGUGGCAGCAAGGGGUGGAUGAGGCGUCCGUGCGCCAGCAACUCCGUGAAGAUGGCUACAAGGCAGGAAAGAUUUCGCAAUUGAUCAAAGCAACGCGGCCCGCGCAAGAACAGGAGAGUCGCGCUGCAGCAGCCCCAAAGGGCAUGGCGAGGCUGGCAGGGAAGUCAAGAUCUUCAAGCUCCGCAUUGAGUCGGGAGGCAGCGCCUGCCUCUCCACGGCCUGAGCUGGAAGACACGGGCGAUCAAGCAGAGGUAGAGGUGGAAAUGCCCGACGCCGAGCCAAAUCGCGAAGAUCGACGCCAGGCGCGCGCGAAAAAAGUAGAUGCGUAG
Molecule: messenger RNA, 390 nt
Organism: Cladocopium goreaui
Lineage: Eukaryota; Dinophyceae; Suessiales; Symbiodiniaceae
Source: the annotation of a GenBank genome assembly